UAUACAAGUGUCAAUAUGCUAAAUUUUGAAAAUAAAUAAAAACGAAAAAGUGAGAAAAGGAAUCCCCUUUAGUUUCAAUUAUGAUACCUUUCUCCUAUAUUGCUAUAUUGCCUGUUAAUUUAUUUCCUAGCUACCUACAUGUGCACUCCAUAUAUAAAUUCCCAAGUGCAUAUAAAAGAAUGAGUAGUGCAGCAAAUCCCCAACUGGGAAAUUGUGCUUGUUGGGGUAUUUAUCAGAUUAAGUCAUUUCUCAUAGAUGGAGUCAAGAAGAAGAUCACAGCACUCUAAAAUGAGCAUUUCAAUUGCUUAUUUGAUUGCAAUUUCAGCAACAACACUCUUCAUUCAAUGUGAAGCAAGAAAAUAUGCAGAGAAACCGAAAACCCAAGACCAUAAAGAAGCAGAAACUUAUGUAGGAAUACAAAAUCACCUCAAUAUUGGUGAGCCAUUGGAUUACUCAAGCUUCGAAUUUGACACUUCAGAAGCAAGUUCUCCCUUCUCUUUACCACCCUACGAUUUUCCCUCACCCCAAAACUCUCCUCCUUUCUUGGCAUUUCCACCACUUUCACCCAAAAUACCCUCAACAAUCCCAACUCCUCCUCCUCCAUCAAGCACUACCAGCACGCCGGCCCCAGCCCCACCUUUAAAUCCUUCACUCCCUCCACCUCCUCCCCCACCAACUCCAGUUCCACCCCCUUAUGGGCCAAGCCCACCAAAAUCUGGCCCAAGCCCACCAGUCUACACGCCACCUAUGACCUAUCCAGUUGGGCCAGGCACACCAUCACCACCUCCUUCAGGAUCAGGAGCCAAUAAUGGGCCACCCCCUGACCACAAGAAGCCACAAUCUGCAGUGUGGUGCGUUGCGAAGCCCACAGUGCCCGACUCGAUCAUGCAACCGGCGUUGGACUAUGCAUGCGGGACAGGAGCAGAUUGCAAGUCAAUUCAGCCCAAUGGGCCUUGUUACCUACCUAACACGUUGCUGGCCCAUGCUUCGUACGCUUUCAACAGCUACUUCCAGAAGGCCAAGCUCACUGGUGGCACCUGUGAUUUUGGAGGGACCGCAAUGAUCGUCACAGACGACCCAAGUUUUGAAGGAUGUCCGUUCAUCUACUAAUAAAGACUGAAGACAAUACUAAUCAUGAUUUUUAUAAUAAAAUAAUUAUUCUAUGAUAUAGAUAUAAUAUCAAAUGAUUUAAAUGUCUCUCAAAUAUAAGAGUUUAAAACACCGUAUUUGAUCAUUUUUAGUGUAAUAUUUUACUCUGUGGUUUAUACAUAUUGCGAACCAUUUGAUUUGAGUAUUCUUCUUACUAUUUUUCUUCUUUUUUGUAAGUGGAAAUCGAGUAUACUUUGUUCAUGUAAAAAGAAUUAUUACAAAUAUUGUUUUUUCUUUUUUCGCGUGUAUACAUAUACGUAUAUAUUAAUUCGCAUUUAAUUAAACAGGGUUGAAGACAGUCGGCAAAUACAAUAAUAAUUCCUGUAAUUUUCCCUGUUUAUUUAUUAAAAUCUCAGUUCUUUUCUUGGUUA
Molecule: messenger RNA, 1520 nt
Organism: Humulus lupulus (European hop)
Lineage: Eukaryota; Viridiplantae; Streptophyta; Magnoliopsida; Rosales; Cannabaceae
Product: formin-like protein 5
Exons: 3
Coding region: 256-1110 (284 amino acids)
Source: RefSeq, a predicted model, not a curated record